Molecule: messenger RNA, 1834 nt
Organism: Physeter macrocephalus (sperm whale)
Lineage: Eukaryota; Metazoa; Chordata; Mammalia; Artiodactyla; Physeteridae
Gene: PRR33
Product: proline rich 33
Exons: 2
Coding region: 126-1481 (451 amino acids)
Source: RefSeq, a predicted model, not a curated record
GAUUUUAUUUUGGGUACCGGCAACCUCCCCCUCGGGGUGCCAGGCCCGUGGCGCAGCAGGACAGCACCGAGCAGGCACUGCUGGACGGGCUGCCGGCCGCCGCGGGCCCGCGACAGGCUGCAGCAAUGCUCACCUCGGCUGCCUCCGUGGCCCCUGAGAUGGCUGGCCGGUGCCCCCCGGGGCGCCCGGGACCCCCCCCGCCGCUGCCGCCCAAGCCCGGGAAGGACAACCUGCGUCUGCAGAAGCUCCUGAGGAAGGCAGCCCAGAAGAGGAUGAGCAGGGACGGGGCGCCUGCCCCGCCCGGGGCCCUCCGCACCUCCUUAUCCCCUGUGAGCGAGGCCAGCCACGACCAGGAGACCCUGGCCCCGCGCCCCGCGGAGGCGCCACGGGCGGUGGCCACCCUGCCCUGCUCCCCCCACCCCCGCGUCAUCCACCACGUGGCGUCCCCCCUGCAGAGGUCCACGUUCUCCUUCAGCCUCACCCAGCGCGGGAGCCUGGCUUCGCACUUCGCACCCGCGGGGCCCCGGCUCGCGGCCCCGGUCCCAGAACCCGCCCAGUCCCCCUGCGGCCGUGCCCAGGUCUCAGGCCCCACAGCGAGGCGCACCCACGUCAGCCGGGUGCACUUCCGGCGGGCCCCGUCCCCGCAGGCCGGGACCCCUGAGCCCUCCCCGACGGCCCCGGAUGGCGGGCCUGGCGACCAGGACCGGGACACGGCCCUCUGCCCUCCCGGGGCUCAGCGCCCGCUGCCUGUGGCCCACGCCCACUCGCUGCCCGCCAGGGCCCAGGCCACCAGCCCUCAGCACGACGAGCCCUCUGUGCCCAGGCCGGCCCCCGGCUUCCAGGCCUCGGUGCCCAGAGAGGCCAGCAGCCGGCCGGGGGUGUCCAUUGCCCCCACCUACCGCUCCCCAGGACCCUCGCCCUACAGGCCGGCCCCUGUGGCCCCCAAAGCUGGACACCGGGAGGAGCCCCCCCCGGCCGGCCCUGCCGCGGAGGCCGAGCAGGUCUCCAGCCCCCGCGAGGCCUCGUCCCCUGCCCCACCGUCAGGCCCCCACCCGUGCCCUGUCCCCGGAGUCGCACCCAAGCCCCAGCUCGGCGGCUGGACGCGCCUCAAGAAGCAGCUGCUAGAAGAGGCCCCCUUCCCGGGGCCAGAGCCGGGCCCGGGGCAUGCGGAGCGGGGAGCGACAGCCCCCGCUGUCUCGGCGCCCCGGCCGGCCCCCGCCUCCCGGGCCUCCAGGAUGUGGGACGCAGUGCUGCACCGCGUGUCAGUGGCCGAGUCCCGCGGCGGCCAGGUGGGGCCCCGGGAUGGGGUGCACGCCCUGCCCGGCCUCAGCCGCCCGCCCUUCCUCUGCUGGCCUCGCUUCAACGCCCGGAAGCUGCAGGAGGUGGCCGCCCGGGCCCCUCCCAUGUGCUACCCCAUCCUGGUCCUGAGCCCCCGGCCCAAGAACUUCAAUUGUCCGGCAGCAGGCCGGAGGCUCCAGUGAAUGGCUGGGGGGACCCCGGGACCGUGGGGUGGACAGAAGGGGGGCCGAGGGUCCAGCUGGGAAGCCGCAGCCACUGAAGAGGGGAGCGCGGAGGGGCGGGGGGCCAGGAGGGGAGGUGGCAUGCGGCCGGGAGCAGCUGGGAUCAAGGAGGUGGCGGGUUUGGAUGGUGUGGAGGGGCAGGGAGGGGGCUGCAUCGGGGUAGAGCGUGGGGACUUCGGGGGUGGACUCCUGGGGAGACAGACCGUACACGAGUCUGCCCUGAGGCUGGGGCUGCAUGCGUGACCCUGCAGGGCAGGGCCAGCCUGAGGGUCCGCACGGGGCUUGGGGCAGGGCGUGCAGAAGGUGGUCACCAG